GUGUCAGCAUGUGGGAGUUUGAGGGUGUCGAGCUGAAAUCUGGCGACAAAGUCUUAGACAUCGUGUUUAACGAAACCCUGGCCGAGUGCCUCGAACCGGUGAAAAACAUGCCAGCGAAGCGAGGAGGAUGCUUCGAUGUGCUCUAUAGCAGGAUGUACAGCUGCAGAGAUCUCCGCUUGAAGGACUCGCCUCCGGCUACGUGUGAUCGCCUCCGGCGUUGCCUCAAAGGUGAGUUCCACAGCUUGGUGGAUCCUUGCUCCUGGUUUUGCCGGGGCGGCAGCUUAGAUCAGAUGGCAUUGAGGAUCGAUUGUCUCAAUGCGCUCAAGCAGGCCAAUGAGUGGGGAGCCAGAUGUCACGAGAAAGGUUACCAGCAGAAGGAGUUCGAAUACCUGGAGAAGGUGAACGACAUGUCCCACCAGUGCAUGAUGAAAACCACCACCACGACGACCACUCCCGGCAGAUUGCUGUACUGCUGGGUGCUCGUGGUGCCCUGGACCGGGGAGCCUGACCUGCUUCUCUUACAUCAGCAACUCAAGGCUGGGAUCACGUCCUGCGAUGGCUUCGACGUGUUCUCCGACAGGAAGAUGCGCAUCGGUAGCCUGGACACCAUCGAAAUCAGCGACCUCGACUUGCACUGCAAGAUCAACCCGCAGACGUUGACCGUCGAGAACACCCACAUUUUCCGAAAGGCGUGGAAGAAAGUCCUCGACAAGCUGACGUGGGAGCAGUACGAGUGGACCGUCAAGGUUGAUCUAGACGCGGUGUUCUUCCCUGAUCGGUUGGGCGCGCUGCUGAAGGAUGCCUGGAUACGGAGCCAUGCCCAGAUCGGCAAUGGCGUCUGGCUGAACAACUGCUGGCGUGGCUUGCAUGGGCCCAUUGAGGUGCUCUCGAUGCGUGCGAUGCAGGUCUAUCAUCAACAUUGGGCCGAGUGCGCCUCCGUGGCUGCCUCCCGACCCCAAGAGGACGUUUACCUUGGCAGCUGCAUGCAUCAUCUCGGGGUGCAUCGCCACGACGCCUGGAGCCUGCUUGCCGAG
This is a messenger RNA of Symbiodinium sp. CCMP2456, 1034 nucleotides long. The record is from the annotation of a GenBank genome assembly. NCBI's taxonomy places the organism in Eukaryota, Dinophyceae, Suessiales, Symbiodiniaceae.